AUGGCGACCCCCGAUUACAGCUUUCAGUUCGGAAAGUUUAACUACAUAUGCAACAAUGUUAUGUUAACCUUGUGUCCGCUGGUCGGCACAGAUGACGGUAUCGAACCCGUCUGUUACUCCCGUAACGUCCGUCUCGCCGAGACCCUCAUCUUCCAGCCUUCAACGCUCAUUAUCCACUUGAUCGCCUUGAUCAUGACUGCCAUUAUGAUUUAUCAUAUCCGGUCAAAGUACACUGCUGUCGGCCGCAAAGAGAUCAUCAUGUUCUUUUAUCUCUACAUGCUUGUGACAAUCAUGGACCUGCUGCUCAUCUCCGGAAUCAUCCCCACCGCUAGCAACCUCUACCCUUACUUUACUGGAGUCCAUCUAGGACUAAUCUCGGCGACCUUUUGGUGUCUUCUGUUGAACGGAUUUGUCGGCUUCCAGUUUGCUGAGGACGGCACCCCUCUCUCCCUCUGGUCGAUUCGGUUGUCGUCAUUUGUUGUGUUUGCGGCGGUGACAUUUGUGUCGAUUGCAACCUUCAACGGCAUGUCGCCCUUUGAUAAGAAGAACCCGAUCGCUCUCUGGAUUGUGUUCUUUAUCUUUAACGGCGCAGCUCUGUUGAUCUAUGUGAUCUUGCAGAUUGUGCUGGUCGUCAACACAUUGGACGAUCGCUGGCCAUUGGGAGACAUUAUCUUUGGCAUUGUCUUCUUUGCGACUGGUCAGGUCAUCCUUUAUGUCUUCUCAGUCCAAAUUUGUAAUUUUGCCAAGCACUACAUCGAUGGGCUGUUCUUUGGCACGAUUGCGACGCUGCUGAGUGUGAUGAUGGUCUACAAGUACUGGGACUCGAUCACCAAGGAGGACUUGGAGUUCUCUGUCGGAUCGAAGCAGAACGUGUGGGAGGUCAAGGAGUUGUUGGGCGAGGACGAGAUGGGCGGUAACGGUGGCAUGUAUGGCCAGCAGCACCAGGGUCAUGGAUAUGGUGCACCUUCCCCUGCUGCUGGCCCCUAUGGCCAGUCCAACUACUACGAGGAACGCUACUAA
Molecule: messenger RNA, 1020 nt
Organism: Linnemannia hyalina
Lineage: Eukaryota; Fungi; Mortierellomycota; Mortierellomycetes; Mortierellales; Mortierellaceae
Source: the annotation of a GenBank genome assembly